This is a messenger RNA of Rhinichthys klamathensis goyatoka, 1596 nucleotides long. It is a transcript of the gene nkd2b, whose product is annotated as NKD inhibitor of WNT signaling pathway 2b. Bases 263 to 1531 code for a protein of 422 amino acids. Gene Ontology annotation, biological process: negative regulation of Wnt signaling pathway. NCBI's taxonomy places the organism in Eukaryota, Metazoa, Chordata, Actinopteri, Cypriniformes, Leuciscidae. Gene Ontology annotation, molecular function: calcium ion binding. Gene Ontology annotation, cellular component: cytoplasm. The record is from RefSeq and is a predicted model, not a curated record. The transcript is spliced from 10 exons.
UGUUUCUCCCGCACUUCACUUCACAUCAUCUUCAUCUCCAGCAGAAGAUCAUCUCGAGAGCUCCUGCGACAGAUCCUCUCCUUCACUCUUCUGCAUUACAGACUCAGUGAACGGGACUCUGCGGUGUCGCGCGCUCGAUGUUGCUCGUGCUCGCAUGUUUCCGGAAUCUGCAGGAUUUGACUUUUUAUUUCUCUGAACGGGAUACAAUGUAACAACUGAGACCGAGAGAUGCACGACUUCUGUUAACUACAGCUGUGAUAAAAUGGGGAAACUUCACUCAAAACAUGCUUGCAAACGUCGGGAAAAUCCUGAGGGGGACAGUUUUGUUGUGAAUGGCUUUAUUUCAAGAAGAGGAGUUGAAGAAGGCGAGAGAUAUGGCACAUCUGGCACCAAUCUGAAAGAUUACAAGGAGCUGCAGAACUGUGAGCUGAAGGACGGACACCACUGCCCUCUACAGGUGAUUUUGCCUCCAGAAAAGGCUGAAGGAUGUGAGCGUUUUCUUCAGUAUCUGCCGUCUGAAGAUGGAGAGAGAGACCUGAAGGAAACCUGCAAAGGGAAGAAGCGCAUCAGUCUGAAUGAUCUGGAGUGUAACGUGUCGCUGGUUGAUGACAACAGGCAAGAGUGGGUCUUUACCCUCUACGAUUUUGACAACUGCGGAAAAGUCACGAAGGAGGACAUGUCCAGUCUGAUGCACACUAUCUAUGACGUAGUGGAUGCCUCCGUCAAUCACUCGUGUAAAAGCAAACAAAAGACCCUCCGAGUCAAGCUGACGGUCUCUCCAGAACCUGGAGCUCGCAGGAGGGACGGGACACACGCCGGGACCGAGAAAGAUGCAAGUCGUUUGAGUCGCAUCGAAUCGGCUAACACUGAGGAGAGACGGCAACACACACACAUCAGAGGUCAGCCUGCUGAAGCUCACGAGAGGAAUCACUAUUGCGUAGAUGAGAACACAGAAAGAAGAAAUCAUUACCUGGAUCUGGCUGGAAUAGAGAACUACACCUCCAGAUUUGACAGUACCUCUCCUCCUGCGGCCCAACAAGAGCCGCCCUCACGGCCUCCACACAACCCGAGUCGUUCCCGGUCCCACGAGCCCGAGACACAGGCCCAUCAGCGCCGGUCGCAGGUCAUGUCCGACCACUGUGUGGCGCUGGAUCCCCGCGUGCGCAACGGGCCCCAGUUCAUCAGAUCCCCCAAGGGGACGUCCAAAGGAGCAGGUGCGGCCAAAAUCAGCAAGUGCCACGGCUACUAUCCCUCCAUGCAUGUCACAGGGGCUCAGGAUGUGUACCAUCUACCCCAGCAGAACCAGCCUCAAGCCCCGUCGGGUCACCAACACCCUCUCCAGCACAGUCACAGCAAGAGAGUGAGAGCCAAAGCCAGAGAACAAGCCCUGUCUCCUUCAAAACAACCCUCACCUGCGCCGGACCGCGAGCAGAACGCCGGCUUAAUGCGUCCGGUGGUCCAGCGACAUGAACACCACCAUCAUCACGAACAUCAUCAUCAUCACCACUACCACCACUACCAUCAGACAUGACUCCACCCUGCGACGGGACGCUCAGCCCGGGACGAUUCUUCAGUCAUUUCAUGGAGCGGAAACUC